AUGCCUAGUUUUUCACUUGGACUUGGUCUUGGUCUGACACAAGAGUUUCAAGAAGGAGAUGUAAGCAGUGAAGAUGAACAAGAGAAGAAAGAAAGAAAAGAUGAAAAACUUGAUGAAGAAGAAAGUUAUGAUUCAGAAGAAACAAAAUGUGACAAUAAUAUCUUGGGAAUUAAAGAUGAUCAAGAGGGGAGAAGAGAUGUAGGAAAAAGAUUAAAAAAAAAACCAUCACUGAAGGUAUCCUCUCCUUAUAAUCAAAAAGAGGUAUUUCAAACUAAGAGAGGUUAUGUGCUUGGAAGAGGAAGGAUUGAAACCAUACAUGCAGGAUUAUGGGUACAUGCACAUGUCAUUGAUGCUUGGACUGAUGUUUUGAACUAUGAAGAAAAGAUUAAAUCAAAUUCUACAGUGAAUCAAUAUUUCUUUGAUACAUCAAUGGUGGAACCAGCGGUUGAUGUUAUUGACAAUAGGAAUUCAGUUGCAAAUUUUCAAGGGCUUAUCGUGAUGCACCUAAUGAAUUAG
Messenger RNA from Lactuca virosa, 516 nucleotides. The record is from the annotation of a GenBank genome assembly. NCBI's taxonomy places the organism in Eukaryota, Viridiplantae, Streptophyta, Magnoliopsida, Asterales, Asteraceae.